Molecule: messenger RNA, 690 nt
Organism: Mesorhabditis belari
Lineage: Eukaryota; Metazoa; Nematoda; Chromadorea; Rhabditida; Rhabditidae
Source: the annotation of a GenBank genome assembly
AUGAUUACGGUAAUCAUGGCAAUCAAAUACGGUUCUUUCGCUUUCGGGUACGCUCUCCCCGAUGUGGCGGUGGUGUCGAGCGCGCUCGGGCAAGGCGGUCGAAUCAUGGAGAUUAUCGAUACGGUUGAACCUGAAGACGAUGAAACUGCUCAGAAACCGUAUGUCGAGGGGAAAAUCCGAGUUGAAAACGUUCAUUUCAACUACCCUAGUCGGCCAGAUGUCCCAAUUUUGAAGGGUCUUUCAUUCGAGUGUCAACCUGGGGAAACGGUCGCUUUGAUUGUACUCGAUGACAUACCACUUGAAGACUUCAAUGUAAAUCAUUUGAGGAAAAUUGUCGGUGUCGUGAGUCAAGAGCCGGUUCUUUUCAAUAACACAAUACUUGAGAAUCUUCGCUUUGGAAACGCUAACGCAAGUGACCGAGAAGUGCACGUGGCUCUGAAGAAAGCAAAUGCUUUGGGUUUCAUCGCCGAGUUUCCCGAUGCAAGUCGUGGUCGAACAACGAUUGUGAUCGCUCAUCGACUCUCGACAAUCAAAAAUGCUGAUAAAAUUCUUGUGAUAAGCAAUGGGGAAGUUGCUGUGAAACCGGGAAACACGACGAACUCUAAAAAACGAGGACACUACUUUGAUCUAGUGAAUGCUCAAGUCUUUGCUGAUGCCGAGCUACAUAAAGAUCAACCAGCUUAUACUUCG